Molecule: messenger RNA, 1927 nt
Organism: Theobroma umbraticum
Lineage: Eukaryota; Viridiplantae; Streptophyta; Magnoliopsida; Malvales; Malvaceae
Source: RefSeq, a predicted model, not a curated record
UUCUUCACUCCAGGCAAAGUUCAAUGUAAAGCAAGUUAAUACGAUUGAAAUUUAUAUAAUGAAGAAGCUUAUGGCUUAACAUACUUCUUCACAAGAAAAUUUUCAUGUGCAUUAAGCAUAGAAAAUCUUAGAUAAAAGAACGGGAAAGGCUAAGGUUUUGUUGAAAGGAGAAAACAGCAUAUUAUCUCAUUUUUGUCCUCAACAGCUUCAGAACCAUGGGUCUCUAAACAGUCGACUCCAAAAAGGAUCAGUCUGUCAUGGUUGCCGCCUUACGGGUGGGCGUUUCUUCUUGGAAUUCAGAAUCUGCCCAUUUUCAAAGAACAAAUUUUUAAUCUCCAGAAACAGGUAAAUUCCUUCUCUAGUUUGUAGUUCUAAUCCCUAUGUUUUACUUUCUCUGCAAAAGAAUUCUCCAUGGGAGACUCGCUGCUACAGCCUCUCAAAGUCACAAAGUUUUAUGCGUUUCCAAAAACGACCCAUCGUCACUUUUAGGAGUAUUUGCAUCUCUUAGUCUCAGAUGCAUUUCAAGCUCUUCGAAAGAGCUGCCAUUUACUGUUUCAUACCUUAAAAAGAAAUGUGGGUUGUCCUCAGAAUCUGCUUUAACUGCCGCCAAGUAUGUUCAGUUUAAAACCUCGGAUAGAGCUGACACUGUCAUUGCCUUCUUCAAGAACCACGGUUUCUCAGAACCCCAAAUCACCCGCUUAAUCAAGAGAAGGCGGGUAGUGCUUGUAUCUGAUAUCGAGAAAACGCUUUUACCUAAACUUGAGUUUUUUCGCUCUAAAGGUGCUUCAAGCCCUUACCUCGUCAAAAUCUUAUCUGAUAACCCAACUAUUUUGGGGUCAAGUUUAGAGAAACAAAUAAUCCCUUCUUUUAAUUGCCUUAGUAAUUUCCUGUCUGAGGAGAAGAUUAUUGAUGCUGUAAAACGCUAUCCACGCCUAUUGUCUUAUGAUCUUAAUGCUAUUUUGUUACCCAAUAUAAAUCUUCUGCUGGAUAAUGGAGUGCCUGAAUGUAAUACUGUUACAACACUUCAUUCAUUGCCUUCAACAUUAAUGAGAGGUCCAAUUCAGUUUAAGGAUAUGGUAGAUGAAGCAAAGGAAAUGGGGUUCAUCCCUCCUAGCCAAUGUUUAUGGCUUUUGAGGCUUUUCGAAGGUAUCCCUCGUUUGUUAGUGUCUGAGGAUAAAUUUAUGGUGACAAUAGAUUUCCUUGUGAACAAAAUGGGUUUUCAAUCUUUGCUUAUCGCCAAACAUCCCCGUAUAUUGAUGAUGAGCUUGGAUAAAAAGAUUGUUCCUAGGGGUCUGUUUGCUUAAGAUCUGUUGUCCAAAGGGCUUAUAAAGCAUGUUAACUUGCAAGCUUUGUUGGAGACUUCGGAUGAUUUAUUUAUAGAGAAAUUUGUCAACCGCUUUAAAGCAGAAGCCUCUGAGCGGGUAAAGCUAUAUCAAGAGAAGCUCAAUCAUUCGAAAAACUGGAAAAUUGGUUGAUAGAAGCUGCAGCAUUUAUAGAUCGUUUACAUUCAGAUUUUCCUCAUGUUACUUCGAUUGAGUUUGAUUCUUUAAUCUGAAAUGUGCUUGGUUUAGGCUAGAAAUGCUGCUCAUGGAAAUUUUUUGCUUUUAACUUUUCUGCCUUUAGUGAAGCUUGAAGUCGACCAUGUGCUCUGAUAAUUUGCUAUGCUAUUAUGUGCUAUCUUUGUCUCCAAAUGCUGAUGCGGGAAAAAUUUCUCAAGUUAUAAUUAUUGUUUGUCCUGAUAUCUGUACUCCUGUGGUUGCACCUUCUCCUGCCAUGUGUUAGCAGGGAGCAUAUUUAAAGAUUGGUUUAAUAUUUUGCUAUUCAGAAACCGCACCAUUAUCCUCCAUCCCCAACUGGUUAAGAAGCUCCAAGAAAAGCUUGUAAUCUCAAGAAACCUAUACAUGAUAAUAUUGUGUUUUUCUGGUUU